Messenger RNA from Larimichthys crocea (large yellow croaker), 2713 nucleotides. Its product is annotated as gap junction gamma-1 protein. The record is from RefSeq and is a predicted model, not a curated record. Gene Ontology annotation, biological process: cell-cell signaling. Gene Ontology annotation, cellular component: connexin complex. NCBI's taxonomy places the organism in Eukaryota, Metazoa, Chordata, Actinopteri, Sciaenidae. The coding region runs from base 498 to 1877 and encodes 459 amino acids. Gene Ontology annotation, molecular function: gap junction channel activity. The transcript has 4 exons.
CCUCCCUGACCCAACCCGUCUGUCUUCCUCAGCUCAACCUCAAAGCUCAGUCUCCCAAACCCAGUCAAUUUAACACUCAAAUUAACGAGAACUUAACUCACUUACAACUUUGCAUGCGUUUUUAUUAGUGAGCUUGAACAUUGAAUGCCUCAUGUUGUUAUUUUCGGAGAAGAGGAGGAGGAGGGAGGUGUCGUUUGAUUUGUGAACCGUGAUCCAGCAGCUGCACAGGAGCGAGCGGCGCCAAGUGGUGCGUCCGAGGGAAGGUGAGGAUGCUGCCGGGUUGAACCCGCACAGAGGCAGGCGGACAUGUGCUCAUGGAGCUACUGAAAGCACAUGGGGUUUGAACUAUCUCUGAAGUCUGGCCGGGAAAACAAGAAGGAUCGAAAGGAUAAAGCAAAAAGAGGAAACUGGAGGCUGUUGGUCUGGAGCUGGGACACAUCUGGGGGGAGUAACAGAGGGUGUAUGUUGCCUCUCGCUGUAGCUUCUCCGCCACUACCAUGAGUUGGAGUUUCCUGACUCGUCUGCUGGAAGAAAUCCACAACCACUCUACGUUUGUGGGCAAGAUCUGGCUCACUGUCCUCAUUGUUUUCCGCAUCGUGUUGACGGCCGUGGGAGGCGAGUCCAUCUACUACGAUGAGCAGAGCAAGUUCGUCUGCAACUCAGGCCAGCCGGGCUGCGAGAACGUCUGCUACGACGCCUUCGCUCCACUCUCUCACGUCCGCUUCUGGGUUUUCCAGAUCAUCCUGGUGGCCACACCUUCGCUCAUGUACCUGGGCUACGCUGUCAACAAAAUUGCCCACGCAGAGGACCAGGCGGAAAGCGGGGGAGUGAGGGGAUUUUCACGGAGGAAACCCAAGAAGCACUAUCUCGCAGGCAGAAAGCAGCACAGGGGGAUCGAAGAGGCUGAGGACAACCAAGAGGAAGACCCAAUGAUCUAUGAAAUGGCUGAGGUGGAGAGUGAUGGUGGUGGAGCCGCGAAAGGAAACAGCGGUGAUGGAAAAGCAAAGGUCAAGGUGCGCCAUGAUGGGCGCCAGCGUAUCAGAGAGGAUGGACUCAUGAGGAUUUACGUCCUUCAGCUGUUGGCCCGCACCCUCCUGGAGGUGGCUUUCUUGUGUGGGCAGUAUCUCCUGUAUGGGUUUGCUGUGCCGGCUACCUACGUAUGCUCCGACCUGCCCUGCCCUCACAGCGUGGACUGCUUUGUGUCAAGGCCCACUGAGAAAACCAUCUUCCUCCUCAUCAUGUACACGGUCUCCCUGCUUUGCCUGGCACUCAAUAUAUGGGAGAUGCUUCACCUCGGCAUAGGUACCAUCUGUGAGAUUGUGCGCUCCCGCCGGGUUCGGCUCCCAGACGAAGAGCUGUACGGCCUGACACGGGCACAAGGAGCUCCUAACGAGGCAGGAUUGAGCGAGGAGGAUUACAGCAGCUACCCCUUUUCUUGGACCGCACCAUCAGCACCACCUGGGUACAACAUCGCCAUCAAACCUCCUCUGGUUUCUACAGGGCACAACGAGAAACCACUACCCAUCACUGAUCUCACUAAUACCAGAAUGGCAUGCCGGCAGAACCACGUGAACAUCGCCCAAGAGGAGCGCCAGCAGUACACCAAUAAUGAUGAAAACCUGUGCAGAGCAGGGACGGGAGAUGACCCAAGAGGUGUUCAUAAGGACACCCACCAGCCUCAGAACAGGCUGGAGGCGGACAAUCAGGACUACAGCCAGCCACAGAGCCACGGUAACAACCACAGCAGGCCUCACCGUGAACGUAAACACCGCCAGGCCUCCAAACACGCCUCCAGCAAGGUAGACAUAGACAGAAGCAGCAGGAGCACUAGUAGUAGCAGCAAAUAUGGAGACAUAAAGGGAUCUGAGUGGAUCUGAAAUACAGACUGUGACUUUUAAACAAUGCAAGUCAUUCUCAAACACACACACAGCGUUUAUGUUUUUGUGUCCAUACUAUGCAUAAAACAUGGACAGUAGAUUUUGCUCCUAAAAUGUCAAUGACAACUUGGAAGAAAACCAUUGAAGAUAAUGUAAAGACUGACAAAUCUGGAUAAGUGUUUGUUGUUGCUGUAUUCAACAUUCAAUCGCAGUGGAGUAAAAGUAAUGACUAGAUUUUGGUUAAAUAGUUUUUGCAGAAAGAAGUCGGUGCUGUCGUUAAUUCCUUAAGGCUUCCAGGCUGUAACCUAAGGUGCCUUACUUAAACAAAGUGCGAAGUACAACUGUUGAAUAUGUUUGUUUUUUAACAAAAUGGACUGAAAACAGGAGCCAGUUCCUGCUGUCUGCCUGUCUCGUUACAUCCAGGGGUUAAGCAUUGAACCGUAGUGUUUCUGAAUAUGCAAAAUUGUAUUCAUAUUUUCACCAAACCUGGCUUGAUGUGGAUUUGUCAGGCAUGAAGAAAAAGAAAAACAAGAGGGUGUGUUUUCAGUUAGUAAGUUGACAGUGUUUGUGUGUCGUUUGUUUUCAUGACAGAAAAGAAGUUCUCAUUAAUGUUUGGACGGAUUUCAAAUGUAUCGGUCAAUGGAAAGUUUCCUGACGUUUAAACUGUGUUAAAAUGACAAUUUCUGACAUUUUUGUUUGUAGUUUGUUAGUUUGUGUAGUUUACUGAACAAAACCAGUGCAUCUGUUAAAAUUGAAAAGCCUCCCUCUGCACUGUGCCAGUGUUUUUUGUCAAAAAUAUUUUUAUAAACAAAAAGUUGCAUGUUUUGAAUAAAGUA